Knipowitschia caucasica is the source of this 864-nucleotide messenger RNA. The record is from the annotation of a GenBank genome assembly. NCBI's taxonomy places the organism in Eukaryota, Metazoa, Chordata, Actinopteri, Gobiiformes, Gobiidae.
AUGUACUUCCUGCGGCAGCUCAGGAAAGCCAAGCUGCAGUUCUACACGGCCAUCAUCGAGUCCAUCCUCACCUCCUCCAUCACCUCCUCCAUCACCUCCUCCACCACCUCCUCCAUCACCUCCAUCACCUCCUCCACCACCUCCUCAUCACCUCCUCCAUCACCUCCUCCAUCACCUCCUCCAUCACCUCCUCAUCACCUCCUCCAUCACCUCCUCAUCACCUCCUCAUCACCUCCUCCAUCACCUCCUCCAUCACCUCCUCCAUCACCUCCUCAGCACCUCCUCCAUCACCUCCUCAUCACCUCCUCCAUCACCUCCUCCAUCACCUCCUCCAUCACCUCCUCCAUCACCUCCUCCAUGACCUCCUCCAUCACCUCCUCAUCACCUCCUCCAUCACCUCCUCAGCACCUCCUCCAUCACCUCCUCCAUCACCUCCUCCAUCACCUCCUCCAUCACCUCCUCCAUGACCUCCUCCAUGACCUCCUCAUCACCUCCUCCAUCACCUCCUCCAUCACCUCCUCAGCACCUCCUCCAUCACCUCCUCCAUCACCUCCUCCAUCACUUCCUCCAUCACUUCCUCCAUCACCUCCUCUAUCACCUCCUCCAUCACCUCCUCCAUCACCUCCUCAUCACCUCCUCCAUCACCUCCUCAUCACCUCCUCCAUCACCUCCUCAGCACCUCCUCCAUCACCUCCUCCAUCACCUCCUCAUCACCUCCUCCAUCACCUCCUCCAUCACCUCCUCAUCACCUCCUCAUCACCUCCUCCAUCACCUCCUCCAUCACCUCCUCAUCACCUCCUCAUCACCUCCUCCAUCACCUCCUCCAUCACCUCCUCAGCACCUCCUCCAUCACCUCCUCCAUGA